GUCUGAGGUCCUUCUUUGGGAAUCGACGCUAACCAUGUACCGGGGUAAAGCGACACCCAUGGACUUUGAACGUACGAACUUGUUUGCAGGAACUGAGGGCUCCCCGUGGCUUCGAGCUGUGUCCUCAGCAGCCGAAAAAGCGUCUUCCGAAGAGACGAGCGUCACAAGAGAACAAGAAAGCUGUGCAAAUGCAGGGAGUUUGUUCGCGUUUGACCCUAGUCCACUGCAGUCAACAUCUGUGGUGUCACGAUCUUCUCCGAAGGAGCAGCGCCGUGUCUUGCACCCUCGCCGUAGAGCGAACACCGGGUCUCCAAAGUACCGCUACGGAUCCGACGGCUUUAGUGGAAGCGAUUCAGGUGGAGACGAAGAUGUUCCAGUCAAAGGGAAUGCAAAGAAGCGCAAGAAGAAGGAGGAAGCAAGCGCCUUCACUGGAUAUAGUUCUACAUCAAAGCCAAGCGAGGGUUUCAGUCAUCAUGCCCUGCUCUUGCCUUACAUGAUCAGUGGAUACAUACAAAUGUUCUUUUCGAUGUUCAUAAUCGCCAUCAUGCUGUACAUGAUUGUGCAGUUUAUCCUAACUGUGCGUCACGACCUGGAGAUGAAAGCAGAGGAGUACUCUGUUGAAAUUAUUCAUCAAGUAGCGGAAUGCUCGAAGAACUACAUCGAAAACAAAUGCGACCCAAAAACACGGGUGCAGUAUAUGCAGAAAGCGUGCCAGGAAUGGGAAAUUUGCAUGCAGAGAGAUCCGAAAGAAGUUGGCAGACUCAAAGUUGGUGCGGAAACGCUCGCUGAAAUCCUUAACAAACUUGUGGAACCGCUUUCAUACAAAACCAUGGUCUUUGGGACAGUUCUGUUGUUCGGCACACUCUUUUUAACGUCGACUGCCUUCAACCUAGUCAAAGCGAGGGCUUCCUCACCUCCGAACCCAGUUCCAAUUCACAUGCACGCUCCUCCCGGACCCGCGUAUCAAUACCAAUUUAUGCCCUCACCUUCCCCUACACAGUCAUAUUGGGAUCAAUCUUCGCGGCCUGCGAUUAUGGGUGUUCCAUCUAGUCCGAGCUCAACAGGAAGACUUGAUUCAAAUUCUAUAAUACGACGACAGAGACGAGUGCAAGGGUUCAUGGAGGACGAAUCAGAUUAAGCAAGGUGUAGACCCAAGCGCAUCCCCAUAUUUUGGUAACCGGCUAAGAAGUCGACCGUGCCCCGUCACUGAAGUGUAUUUUGAGCUUGACUUUAUUUGUAAAAAUUGCCAUAAGAAGAUGUAAAUAAAAUAUUAUAUUAGAAUUGCAAACAGGCAUGCAAACGUCAGCCUUGAAACGCAACAUUGCA
Messenger RNA from Spizellomyces punctatus DAOM BR117, 1326 nucleotides. RefSeq lists its product as uncharacterized. The transcript has 7 exons. Gene Ontology annotation, biological process: lipid homeostasis; nuclear envelope organization. The coding region runs from base 35 to 1138 and encodes 367 amino acids. NCBI's taxonomy places the organism in Eukaryota, Fungi, Chytridiomycota, Chytridiomycetes, Spizellomycetales, Spizellomycetaceae. The record is from RefSeq and is a predicted model, not a curated record. Gene Ontology annotation, cellular component: nuclear envelope; nuclear membrane.